Molecule: messenger RNA, 3692 nt
Organism: Seminavis robusta
Lineage: Eukaryota; Bacillariophyta; Bacillariophyceae; Naviculales; Naviculaceae
Source: the annotation of a GenBank genome assembly
AGGGGUAAUACCUCAACAACACCAUUUCGCUGCUACUGUAGCUAGCUAGGCUAGUAGUAUAGACCCCAGCCGACCAUGACUACCGAAGGAAAAAGAGUGAUCUGCCUAUUAGAAGGACAGGAGAGACCCAAGGGGGUUGACGGUGAGGAGGAGUUCAACGUUUUAGAUGUUGUAGCGGCACGCCUCAAAGGUGCGGUCGAAGAAGAAGAGUCGGUAUCCAACGAGCAACAGGAUGAAGAACAGGAACCAGCUGCCAAGAGAGCCGCACAACUGGAAGGAAACGCAGAUUCAGCACGAUCCCUACUGAAACUUGUUCAAGAAACACAGACCAAGCAUGAGCAAGCAGCUAAGUGUGACCCUCCAGCUCUGGAGGACGCCCAAGACUCCAUGGUUAUCCCACCAAGAAUGACCCGUGCGUCAAAUGUGGUUUCGUUUCCUGGUGCCUUUGCUGUGUCACCUGGUCCAUUUGCCGUGUCACCUGGUGCAGACUAUGAAAUCAACGACGAUGAGGAGCUUGGAGGAACCAAUGGAUCAGGUGCCGCACGGUCAGCAUCAAGUGCCGUGAUGGACAGUAUGACUGCAGCAAGCGCUAGCCGCUUAGCUGUGGCCAACCCGGUGGAGGAAACAAAUCCUCAGGAACUACAACAUGCUCGAGAACUCCGAUUGGCAGACGAAGCAACAACAAGAAGGCAAAAGGAUAAACAAUGGAAGACCAGCAUUCUCUUGGCAGGACUAGUUAUCGUGGCAAUCGUUGUCGUUUCGGUGGCUCUUCUGGUGCCCGGCAAGAAUGAGAAGGUUGUGCCUACUAUUACAGUAGCUCCAACCAUGGCUCCAUCAGAGGCUCCAACCACUGUUCUGUCUUUUAUCGAGGGAAGGAUCAUGGCCUUGCUGGAACCAGACACCCGUAUGGCUAUCCAGCAUGGCCCAAGUUCUCCUCAGUCUCGGGCAUUUCAGUGGUUGUUGGAGGAUGCAGAGAACCUACCGGCUUACUCGGACGCUCAGAUCCAGCAAAAGUUUGCAUUGGCAGCACUAUACUUUUCUACAAAAGGCGACUCCUGGAUGAAUAGGACCAACUGGCUCAAUCACAAUGUGAGUGAAUGCGAGUGGUUCAACAAACCAGACUUUGCCAGGAAGAGCGCUCUGGGGCAAAUCUUUAAAGGCUAUUUGGAUGAAUUCGCAGCGGAGCCAAUGCCUCGUCAGCACUGCAACACGGACGGCAUCUACCAACACUUGUGGCUGGAUCUCAACAAUCUAGUUGGCACAAUCCCUGAGGAGAUUUACAUGCUUUCUUCUCUUCAGACUCUCUCACUGAGCAACAACAAACUAAGUGGAUCAAUUCCAACUUCCAUUGGACGGCUCUCUGCUUUAGAAGGUCUUGUCAUCUUUGACCAGCCAACAGAUGGCAAUAUUCCCUCCGAGAUGGGGCUAUUGACCAAAUUAAAGUCAGUGAUCCUUAACAAUGGCAACCACCAAGGGACGCUGCCCGUGGAAUUUUGGGGUCUCACCAACAUUGCUACAUUUGCCUUCACGCUAACACCAAACCUUCAAGGCUCGAUCCCUUCUGAGAUUGCCAAUAUGUCCAAUCUGAGAUGGCUUGUGUUUGAUGGAUGCAGUCUCACAGGCACACUCCCAAAGGAGCUUGGAAAGAUCCCUUCAUUGGAGUGGCUUGUUUUCCGAGACAAUAUGAUUACUGGAACUGUUCCCAGUGAGCUUGGUACAGCUUCAAAUCUUGUGAUUGCUGCAUUUCGGGGCAAUGCAUUGGAUGGGAGGCUUCCCAGCGAAGUGGGCUUGCUCACAGCUCUUACACAGUUUGGACAUCGGGGAAAUCAAGUGAGUGGACAAAUCCCAAGUGAGCUAGGGCUUCUGUCGGGGUUGACACAAGGUCUUCACCUUCGGCAAAAUGCAUUUACUGGAACCAUCCCAACAGAGCUUGGGCUCCUAACAGGACUACAUGAGCUCUGGUUGCAAGACAACGACCUUUCUGGUCCGAUUCCUAGUGAAUUUGCAGAACUCACAACCCUAGGUUACAUGGUCAUGGCAAACAACAACUUGUCCGGUUCCAUCCCUACAGAUCUGUCCAAACCACUACCCAAUCUUCAUACCCUAUCCUUGGGCGGAAAUCUUAUGCUUUCGGGCACUGUCCCAGAAGGAAUUUGCAACCUCACUGGAACCUGCACCAUGUUCAAAAAGGUGGCAGAAUCAUGCUUAUAUCCACAAGGUCUACAUUUUAACUGUACAGAGUUGCUGUGUGGCUGCGAUUGCCCCUGUGGGAUCCACCCCUAAGAUCAGUCUGUUUACAGUGCACGACACCGGUUGCCAGCAAGGUCAAGCACUUGAUGGAGGGCCAGCAGCAGCACAUCGCCGGUGUAGUUGCUCGGCCCUGAAUUAUGUCUAGUUUGAACGCACUAGAUGUUCAAACACUACCUGCAGCAUUCCCUUCCGCUCCUUUUCGCCAUUUGUCAAGCAGCUCGCGUUGACGGUGCUGCUUUUCUCUCGUUACCAGUUUUCCCAGGGCGAAUGCUCAGGCCUGGUUCGAAACAAGAGUGGCCUUUGCUGUGUAUUCUUCCUUAGCCUGCUCGCUUCGAAUAGGCCCCGUCUAUGCCGUCGGCAACUAUCUUCUGGAAAACACCAGCAGUGCCGGCCUUCUUCCUUGGCUCGUCACCGUCCAUGACUGCAAAACAACACGAUCAACCCCCUGCCGCACUUCCUGAUUACGGUUUUGCCUGACAACUUCUCUCGAAGCUCCUUGAUCUUUGUGCUCAGAUGGUGGUCACUUCCCCAGGAUUUUGAAACUGACCUCAUUCCAUUGACCGCAUUCGUGCAGAGUCAAGCUACGCAACCGGAACCGGCGGUAGGUUGGGCAGAUUCUCACCGGGCAGCCUCCCAGAAAUCCCUCGCAGGCGCAUUUGCAGUUCCGUCGUCUUGGAGAUGCACGAGGAGGUCGCCCUUUUUGAAGCCUAGUCUAAACAACCCGCCCUCUGUGACGGAUGUGAUUCUCCUUCAGCACUCCCUAAACUGCAAAUGUGGUGGUUUAGUCACUUUGCACCAUGACUGAAUCGGUGACGAAGUUGGUGCUAUUGCAUAACUUGCAUGCGCUAUUUCCGCUGUUGCUAGUCCUUGCAGAACCUACGUCUCAAAUAUUCAAGCUUCUACAUUACAUGUACAAUCCCGACAGGUCAUCCUUUUCCAUAGUCCGACGCUCAAGCAAUCCUGCCCCAACUGAUCCACCCCCACCAGUUGAAAAAGUACGACGGUCGUCUUGCCCAUUUAAUUUCUGCAUCUCAUCAGAAGCAGAAUCCCAAGAAAGUCUUCAGUGUCCCAGCCAUAUUUCAAGGCGCUCUCUGCGGACAGCAUGCUUGAUCCCUAAGCCAGAGUUCUUCUACGCGGACGUGUCGCUGCCAAUGCAGACAAGACUCAAUGCUCUUACGAUGUUUUGACACGGCUCUCAUUGUGAGGUGUCCCGCCUUUGCACAUGUGGAUCCAGACCAAAGCUCCCCUUCCAGUCCCCUAGCCAGUUUGUCCAACGUGAUAUCACCAAACCCAGUCCUAAACUUUCUGGAGCUCGGAUCACUGCCAGCUUUUGUGCACUAAAACGAAUAAUCCAAUACUCUAAAUAGCUAGCUACCGGUAGGCCCCCCUUUCUUAGCAUCCAAAGCCAAAGCUUCAGAGCACCAUGCAGCAUCGCAAAGGGC